GAAAUCUGAGAAUAACCCUAAAAUCUUUUACAGUCCAAAACCUCAAAAGCAAGCCAUUGGGGCCCUUUUGGGCUUUGGCUACUGAGGUUUGAUGCCAUUGCAUUUGCACCUACGCAGCCCCCCCUUCCCUAUAUUCUCCUCUCUUCCACCAUUUCUGUUGUGGUCUCCUCAUGACCACGUUCACCCAUGACUCAACACAGCAACACUGCACCAUUUUCUUCUGAUCAAUCCCACACCAUCUUCAUGAACUCUUCACACUGUUAUCCUCACAUUCACUGCUCGAAAUGGUAAAGCCCCUCAAACCCAUAUUUCUCUAUUCCUUAAAUCCGCAUCGAAGGAGCAAGUUCAGGGGUUUUACUUAUCUGGGUCGUCUUCAAUUUACAUCAAAACCCGAUCUUUUUGAUCAAUCUGAGUCCAUACAAACAGAAGAAAGUAAGAGGCUUUUGUUUAUUGUUUCUAAGGUGUCGGAUAUUUUGUCUAAUCCGCGGCUGCAAUGGCAGACAAAUGGAGAGCUUCAGUCAUUGAGCUCCAUAUUAAGACCCCCACACGUGGCAAAACUCGUUGAGAUCCAUGAAAAUACUGAAGUAGCUUUGCAGUUUUUUUACUGGGUUUCUAAGAGGCAUUUUUACAAACAUGAUAGGAACUGUUAUGUUUCCAUGUUGAAUAGGCUUGUUUUUGACAAGAAAUUUGCUCCUGCUGAUCAUGUGAGGAUAUUGAUGAUCAAAGGUUGUAGAAACCAGGAGGAAAUGAAAUGGGUUAUUGAGUAUUUAAGUGAACUUAGCAGAAAAGGUCUUGGGUAUACUUUGUAUAGCUUUAAUACUUUGUUGAUUCAAUUGGGUAAGUUUGAGAUGGUUGAGGCAGCUAAGAGUGCUUAUCAAGAAAUCAUGAGCAGUGGAACGGUGCCAAGUUUAUUAACUUUUAACACUAUGAUAAACAUAUUGUGCAAGAAAGGGAGAGUUGAAGAGGCCAAGAUGAUAAUGAGUCAUAUUUAUCAGCGGGAAUUGAGUCCCGAUGUGUUUACAUAUACAUCUCUGAUUCUGGGUCAUUGUAGGAACAGGGACUUGGAUGCAGCAUUUGUGGUAUUUGAUCGGAUGGUUCAGGAUGGAAUAGAUCCGAAUGCAGCAACUUAUACUACUCUUAUAAAUGGACUUUGUUCGGAGGGGAGAGUCGAUGAGGCUAUGGAUAUGCUUGACGAGAUGAUUGAGAAAGGUAUUGAACCCACUGUGUAUACAUACACAGUUCCAGUUAGUUCCUUGUGUGCAGUUGGACGUGAGAAAGAGGCUGUUGAUCUUGUAGUGAACAUGAGAAAGAGGGGAUGUGAACCAAAUGUCCAGACAUAUACAGCUCUAAUUAGUGGACUGUCUCAAUCUGGACUCCUUGAAGUGGCAAUUGGAUUGUAUCACGACAUGUUGAGAAAAGGUUUGCUCCCAACUAUGGUUACAUUCAAUAUAUUGAUAACUGAAUUGUGUAGAGCAAAAAAUAUAGACAGAGCUUUUAAUAUUUUCCGUUGGAUUGAAGCACAUGGAUACAAACCCAACACUAUAACUUGCAAUGCACUGAUCCAUGGAUUAUGCUUGGUUGGGAAUAUUGAAAGGGCAAUGGUUUUACUCAGUGAAAUGCUAAAGGUGGGUCCGGCUCCAACAGUGAUUACUUAUAAUACCCUAAUUAAUGGCUACCUUAAACGGGGCUUUCUGGGCAAUGCUAUGAGACUGCUGGAUUUGAUGAAGAAUAGUGGAUGUAAAGCUGAUGAAUGGACUUAUGCCGAACUUAUUUCUGGUUUCUGCAAGAGGGGCAAGCUUGAUUUAGCUUCGGCUCUCUUUCAGGAAAUGAUAAAGAAUGGUUUAAGUCCAAACAAGGUAAACUAUACAGCUCUAAUUGAUGGUCUCUCGAAGGAAGAGAAAAUAGAUGAUGCACUUGCAUUACUUAAAAGGAUGGAAGAGAGUGGUUGCAGUCCAGGCAUUGAAACUUACAAUGCUAUCAUAAAUGGUUUGUCCAAAAAAAACAGGCUUUUGGAAGUAAAAAGACUAUGUAAUAAGCUGGCAGAAAGUGAACUGCUCCCAAAUGUAAUCACCUACUCAACUUUGAUUGAUGGUCUUUGUAGGAAUGGUGAAACUCAUCUUGCAUUUGAGAUUUUGCAUGAUAUGGAGAGAAGAAAUUGCAUGCCGAACCUGUACACUUACAGUUCGCUAAUCUAUGGCUUAUGUCUUGAAGGUCAGGCUGAUAAAGCAGAGAGCUUACUCAGAGAAAUGGAGAAAAAAGGAUUAGCUCCUGAUUAUGUGACUUAUACUUCACUAAUUGAUGGUUUUGUAGCAUUGGAUAAACUAGAUCAUGCACUUUUACUUCUUCACCAGAUGGUUGAUAAGGGUUGUCAACCAAAUUAUAGAACCUUUGGUGUAUUGUUGAAAGGAUUGCAAAAGGAACAUGAGUUGAUUUCAGGGAAGGUCUCCGUCAAGCGUGAAACAGUGUAUAGUAGCACAGCUAGCAAGAAGGAUGUUAGUAUUGAGCUGUUAUGUACUCUACUAAAUAGAAUGUCGGAAAUUGGUUGUGAGCCGAAUGAAGGCACAUAUUGCACUUUAAUUCUUGGUCUGUAUAGAGAUGGUAAAACUUAUGAGGCAGACCAGUUGAUUGAACAUAUGAGGGAGAAAGGCUUCAGUCCUACUAGUGCAGCAUAUUGCUCUCUUUUAGUUUCUUAUUGCAACAAUUUAAAAGUGGAUGCUGCUUUGGAAAUAUUUGAUUCAUUGAUUCAACAAGGUUUUCAACCUCCUUUGUCAAUUUAUCAAUCACUCAUUUGUGCUCUCUGUAGAAGUAGCCGACUACAAGAAGUUGAAGUGCUAUUUGAAAACAUGCUUGGGAAAAAGUGGAACAAUGAUGAGAUUGUUUGGACCAUCCUGAUUGAUGGUUUACUCAAGGAGAGAGAAUCUGAAUUGUGCAUGAAGCUUCUUCAUGUCAUGGAAUCCAAGAGCUGCAAUAUUAGUUUCCAGACAUAUGUCAUCUUGGCAAGAGAAUUGUCCAAACUAGAUGGUUAAUUAAUACGAGUCAAAUGAUUUUUUGAGAAUUGAUCUGCAGCUCCAGAAAGCAGAAAUAAAAGCAGCUGCGUGAAUGCUGGUAAGCGGAGUUGUUGCUGAGCUUCAUGAUGAAGGAACUGACCUUUUACAGGUCAAGUGCACAAGGCUUGAAGAAGUGAGUCUUGAAUUUUGCAUAUGAACAGUUUGUUCCGAUCAAGUGGAUGUUGUUGGAAAAGCUGGGAAACAUUGGCAGGGAUGAUUUUUUUUUGCCAGAAACUGGUAACUUUAGGCAGGGAUGGAAAUUGGUAGUUCAAAUUUCAUAAAAACUAUUUUUUGUUUUGAACAAAUAUGUCGAAACUGGAGGUAUUGGUAGUUCAAACUUCAGAUAUACAUGUUUGAAGUUUGGUCUUUGACAAGUCAAACUUUUGACGCAUAUGUCGGAUGUUUGCUUGCACAAGCAAUACCAAACUUCAGACAAAUUUGUAAUUUCAAACACGAUUUUUUGCAACUUCAGUCUGACGUGUCUGAACUUACAAAACUUUAUGAACUUAGGCUGUGGCUUCAAUGGGUAUCCCAAAAUUGGCUAUCUGUGCAAUUGCACCCAAAAAGUCGGAGUAGCAACUUUGGGAACAGAGGUUAAGGAUACGUUUUGAUAGUUGUCAAUUCUCACCGGCUGAUGGCAUUUUACAUGUCCAGCAAAGUAGGAAUCAGACCUGAAGGUAUUGGCUAGAGCAGCCAUAUUGAUUUUUUAACACAUACACCCCGGCCAAAAGGUUUCAUUUUUUCCCUCUUGUUUUUCUUCUCUAACACAAGAUUCAUUUUAUUAAACUAGAGUGCAGUCGAUUUUUGGAAUUAGCAUGUAGGUGUAACAGAGCAGUUUAUGUACAUAGAUCUUACUUGGCCUCUGAGUUGAAUACUUCAGAAAUACAUGGCAAUUGAUUUAGAGUUGAGAGGAUGUUGUAGUAUUUGUAUUGUUCAGUCAUAAUUGCAGAUAAUAA
Messenger RNA from Solanum stenotomum, 4003 nucleotides. Its product is annotated as pentatricopeptide repeat-containing protein At5g65560-like. Gene Ontology annotation, molecular function: protein binding. The coding region runs from base 285 to 3026 and encodes 913 amino acids. The transcript has 4 exons. Lineage: Eukaryota; Viridiplantae; Streptophyta; Magnoliopsida; Solanales; Solanaceae. The record is from RefSeq and is a predicted model, not a curated record.